GGAGGAGGAGGGGAAUAAGAAGGAGGACAAGGAGGAAGAGAAGGAGGACAAGGAGGAAGAGAAGGAAAAAGAAGAGGAGGUAAAGGAGGAGGAGCAAGAGGAGGAAGAGCCAAAGGAGGGAGAGGAAGGAAAGGAUGGGGAGAAUGAGGUACAGGAGCAGGAUGAGGAGGAGAAGCAGGGACAGGAGGAUGAGGAACUCACGGACACCAAGAAGGUGGAGCAUCCUGUGGAACUGAAGGGGUUUGGAGAGACCCAGGAGGCUUCCAGAGAGGUGCAGCUGUGUCUCUCUGAGGAAGGGGAGCCCUCCAGGCAGGUGGACAACGAAGACUGUAAAUCUUCUCAAACUCUGCAGAACGAAGAGCCCCGAAUGAGGGUCUUUCAUGUCCAGGUGGAGAUAGAUGACCCUCUGGAUGAAAUUGCGCUGACAGUGAAUUUGAACUUAAGAUCCAAGAGGGAAGCUGAAGACCAAGGGACAUCAUCAGAAAGGCAACAGGAAGCUGAGUCCAGACAACUGAUCUUUAUGACCGUCAAGGUCAAGUGUACUGGGAGGAAAGUAGAGCUGAUUCUGAAAGUGACCAUCGUUUCUGAUAGGGUUGAGAGUGUACAGCAUAUUGUCAUGGAAGAAGCAAGAAAGGAGGAGGAAACAACAUGGCGUUGGGACCUGAGCGUCCAUCAGCCAGGAAAUCAGAGCAGCCCUCCUCCAGAUAUGGCACUGAACCCACUCAUGUCACCAAGAGUGGCGAGUCUCAGGGCAGACGUGGCCAAGGCUGUAGCCAGAAUGGAAGCCGAUGCAGAGGCAGGUGGCAACAGCUCAGGGCAUCCCACUCGGCAUUAUUUUAUAAAAGGACAAAGUGCUCAGGAAUGGAUGGACAUGCAAGAGGUUGACAGUGAGCUGGUUGACAGUGCAGAUCACCUGAUCAUAGAAGAAACAGAAGAUGAUGAGGAGGAGGAGGAGGGACCAAGAUGGCCCUGA
Messenger RNA from Erinaceus europaeus (western European hedgehog), 973 nucleotides. RefSeq lists its product as uncharacterized. The record is from RefSeq and is a predicted model, not a curated record. The transcript is spliced from 7 exons. The coding region runs from base 368 to 973 and encodes 201 amino acids. NCBI's taxonomy places the organism in Eukaryota, Metazoa, Chordata, Mammalia, Eulipotyphla, Erinaceidae.